GAAGAAUUAAUCUAUAUCAAUGAGAGUUUUAGAGGGUGUAAUUAUUACAACCUAUACCAUGGGUAAGAAUAAAAAACAUCGCUUGAGAAAGAGUAAGGAGAAUGAAGGUGGUUCCGAUACAUCUGAUGAGGGAGCUGCAGCUCCUGUAGGAUGUACACACAUCAAUAAAUCAGUCAAUUUUGCUGCAAUGAGAAAAGUUAUUUUGAAAAGUAAUUUUGGAGAAUGUGUUGCAUGUAAUAAAGAUAAUAAAAGUAGUAAUAAAGAGAGUAGUAUAGGAGCUACUGCUGUAACAACUGAGACAGAGGAUAUCAUAGAUCAUGAAACUACCAUUUGGGUCUGUCUUCAAUGUGGAAACCAGGGCUGUGAUCGUAAUUCUAAAGAUAAACAUGCUUUAAAACAUUAUGAAACACCACAUUCUCAAUGUCAUUGUAUAACUGUUAAUUUAACAACAUGGGCAUGCUGGUGUUAUACCUGUGAUGAUGAUGUUGCUGUAGAAAAUUCUAAAAGGAUACAGGAGUGUGUAGAAUUUUUACGUAAACAAUCUGGUCUUCCUAGAUCUGAUCAAACUUCAUCAGCAAGGAGACCAUUGUCAGUUUUAAAUACCUCACAACCAAAAGUGGAGCCAAGUUCAGAGAGCACAAAAGAAAAAUCCCGUACUGUGAUCCCCAAAGCUAGCUCAUCUGUUGUUUGCCUUAAAGUAAAGGGUUUAUGUAACCUAGGUAACACAUGUUUCUUUAAUGCUGUGAUGCAGAAUUUAAGUCAGUCCCAUAGUUUAGAAUCAUUAUUAGUAGAGAAGACAGAUAAAGGUAAAUGUAUAAGAUUACCAGGUCAUACUAUAAUAGAUGUUGAAAGUAGUGGUUCUAGUGAAGAAGAUGAAGAUGAUAUUACUAAUAAAGAACUGGCAAAUAUAGAUAUAGUACCUGGUGAAGCUGGACCAUUAACACAAUCUUUGUUAAGUUUUCUACAAGAUAUGAAUAAAACUGGUAGUAAGAGUAGUAGUAAUAAUAUUGUUAAUCCAUCACCUUUAUUUGGUCAAAUAUGUAAGAAAGCACCAAGAUUUAAAGGUUUUCAGCAACAAGAUAGUCAUGAAUUAUUAAGAUAUUUAUUAGAUGUUAUUAGAACUGAAGAAAUUAAGAGAUGUCAGGCUGGUAUAUUAAAGAAAUUCAAUGUCAAUUCCAAGACAGUAGAUGAUGAAACUAAAAUCAAAGUAAAAGAAUAUGGUCGUCAAGUUAAACAUACCUUUAUAGACAGUUUAUUUGGAGGACAGUUAGUUAGUACUGUCAUGUGUGAAGAAUGUAAACAUAUUUCUCAAAUAUUUGAACCAUUUCUAGAUCUAUCUUUACCAGUGACAGAGGAAAAGCCAAGUAGACCAAAUUCUAUGAUUGGAACUAAGAAGAAAUCUAUGGAUGAAGUUGAUGAUUCCCACACUAAGGCUGUUGAUGGAUUUGCUGCUAAAGAUAAACCUACUAAACAACCUUCUAGAAAGGAGAAGAGAAUGUCUAAAAAAGAACAGAGAAGAAAAGAAAAAAUAGCGAGAAAGGGUAAUAAACAAGAAGAUCCAAUUGAAAAUGAUAUAGUUAAAGAUGCCAACCCAGAGGAAGGGAAAGGAUCAGAUGAUGGACCUAUAUCUGAUGGUAGAAUAUCAGAAUCAGCUGAUAAUAUUGAGAAAGAAGAAAAAGAAGAUGACCAUGAAAAUUCUGAUGCAGACAUCGAAGAUAAUCUAGAGAGUGAUGCUUCCAAAUUAUUUGGUGGAGCUACAGCCAAUGUUAGUUUACUAGGACAAGAUAAUAUAAACCCUAGUGAUAAUAUAACAGAUCCAUCAUUAGGCAGUUCUAACAAUUUAAUAGCUUUAAAUAAGACUAAUCCUGAAUUACAAAAUGGUGUAACAGUGACAGAAAGUUUACAAUUUCUACCUAUAGUGAGAACUGAUAAUAAUAAUGAUAGUAGUAUUGAUGCUGAUAGUAGUUCAGUAACUUUAGUAGAUAAUGAAAGUUCUACAUUAUUUACUAGUACUGAAAGUUCUUUAACACCUAGUACUACUGGAAGUUCAUAUAAAACUAAGAGUACCGAUAGUUCUAGAUCUAGUACAUGUGAUAUCAAGGAUACUGUGGAUGGGAACUGUCUACGACGGGGAUUAUCUGAAUCAUUAAAUGAAUUACAUUUAGAAGAUUCUCGAACUAGAUUAGGUGCUACAGGUAAUGAUAUUGUGCAGGAUUUAACCAAGAAAUUAAACUAUUUAAAUCUGGAUAUGUGCCAUUAUCCAACUAGUACUGAUGAUAUUCCUUAUAUUGAUGCUGAAGAGUCACCAGAAGGUACCAAGCCAUCCAGUUUACCAAUAAUUAAUCAAGAAGAAGAUACUCCUGUAUCAGUGGAUUGUAAUGGUCUUUCAAGAAGAAAUUCAACACAUAAAAAAGCUCGACAAGCCUUACGUAGGGAAGCUGAAUACAAGUCUAUGUCAACACUAUCAGCACGAUACCAUUCUGUGGGUAAAGAAUGUUCUAUAUCAUCUUGUUUACAUCAGUUUACUUCAGCUGAAUUAUUAACUGGUAGUAAUAAAGUUACUUGUGAUAAUUGUACCAGGAUUAAGAUGAAAAAAUUACCAAAUAAAGAUAAAAAGAAGAGUGAUAGUGUGUGUUCUAAUGCUAAUAAACAAUAUCUGAUAUUCCAACCACCUGCUGUAUUAACUUUACAUUUAAAACGAUUUGAACAGAUUGGAUUUGCUUCUAGAAAAGUGAAUAGACAUGUUGAUUUUCCAUUAUUAUUAGAUUUAGCACCAUAUUGUAGUUCUCUAUGUCAGGGUAUUGAACCAGGUCAAAAGAAAAUCCUCUAUUCUCUGUAUGGUGUGGUAGAACACAGUGGACGUUUAUCAGGUGGUCAUUAUACAGCUUUUGUUAAAGUUAGACCUAAUAUGAACUCUGUAGUUAGUUUUAUAAAUCCUAACUUUACCUUUCCUAAAGAAUAUAUACACCGGUAUGUUGAGCGGUCAUUGAAUGGACCCAAGUCACCUGAUAUAGAUGUAAGUGAUAAAUUUGUAGAAAGUUUAGUACCGCCAGUUCAUACUGACUCGUAUUUACAUGCUCUAGUUCCUAUUGACUCGUAUUUACAUUCUCUAGUUCCUAUUGACUCGUAUUUACAUUCUCUAGUUCAUAUUGACUCUUAUUUACAUUCUCUAGUUCAUAUUAACUCGUAUUUACAUUCUCUAGUUCCUAUUGACUCGUAUUUACAUUCUCUAGUUCCUAUUGACUCUUAG
This is a messenger RNA of Lottia gigantea (owl limpet), 3250 nucleotides long. RefSeq lists its product as hypothetical. NCBI's taxonomy places the organism in Eukaryota, Metazoa, Mollusca, Gastropoda, Lottiidae. Gene Ontology annotation, biological process: protein deubiquitination. Gene Ontology annotation, cellular component: cytosol; nucleus. Bases 20 to 3250 code for a protein of 1076 amino acids. The transcript has 20 exons. The record is from RefSeq and is a predicted model, not a curated record. Gene Ontology annotation, molecular function: cysteine-type endopeptidase activity; cysteine-type deubiquitinase activity; zinc ion binding.